GCUUUACGAGCCCAUACACAUACACAUGUGCAGCCUGCGUUCUGGCAGAAUGCGCUUGUAGUUGUACCGGCAUAUUCGCGCCUGUUCUUCAAGCCGUUUCUUGAGUUUGACUUUCAGUCAUUUCCGAAUUCUUUGACUCGAACGCUUUCAUUUGCUAUUCGCGAGCUGAUAAGCUGCCGGCGAAUAACAUAAAAAAAUAACGUGGACGCACGUGAAAAUUUUGACAAAUUUUAUCGCGAUGUUGGUGUGAUCGAUUUGGUGCUUUCUCUAUCUCUUUUCAUUUCUCUCUCGGUUCAAAUCCAUUUCGGUUUUGGCACUUUAACGCGAAAUAUUAUGGCACUUUGCUGUGCUGAUCGGUCUAAAAAAGAUGCAUCCAGGAAGUGGAAUUCCAAUUGUAAUCAUGUGCUCGUUUGGGAUCAAGAUGCGUUAAAAGAAGAAGCUGAAUUGGUUCGGCCUAAGGCAUGUCUCGGAGCUCGUCAUUUGGUCACAUUCAUGUUAUUUUUGGGUAUGGCGAAUGCCUACAUCAUGCGAACCAAUAUGUCAAUCGCCAUUGUAGCCAUGGUUAACCACACAGCAUUGCCUAGAGACCACAGUAUACCGACUGAUUUUCACGAAUGCCCCGGUUCCGCUAAUACCACCCACAAAGUUGUCCACAAAGAUGGCAAAUUCAAGUGGGACUCGGUAGACCAAAGCAUAAUUUUAUCGGCAUUUUUCUACGGUUAUGUCGUGACUCAAAUUCCGUUUGGAAUUUUGUCGAAAAAAUACGGCGCUAAACAUUUUUUAGGCUAUGGAAUGCUUAUUAAUUCAGUUUUCGGUUUUUUAGUUCCUAUCGCCGCUGAAUAUAAUUUCUGGGCAUUAAUAGCUGUUAGAUUCAUUCAAGGAUUAGGAGAAGGUCCGAUUGUUCCUUGCACUCAUGCUAUUUUAGCUAAAUGGAUUCCUCCGAAUGAACGGAGUAGGAUGGGCGCGUUCGUAUAUGCAGGAGCACAAUUUGGCACCGUGUUAGCCAUGCCAAUCAGUGGUUUCCUGUCAGAAUACGGAUUCUCCGGCGGUUGGCCGUCCAUAUUUUAUGUAUUUGGAUUGGCAGGCACGUUUUGGUCGUUAGCUUUUCUGUUCAUUAUUUACGAUGAUCCGGAGUACCAUCCUAGAAUCAAAGAAGACGAGAAAAAAUACAUCGUUACUUCAGUCUGGGGUGCUGCUGGAGUAUCGGAACAAAACAUUCCAUGGAAAAAAAUCGUACUUUCAAGUGCUUUUUGGGCUAUAUUGGUAGCUCAUAUGGCUCAAAAUUACGGUUAUGAAACGUUGCUAACGCAGUUACCCACGUUCAUGCAACAGAUUCUGCACUUCGACAUCAAAUCUAAUGGUAUUAACUCAUCUUUGCCAUAUUUGGCAAUGUGGCUGUUUUCAAUGGUUGCUAGUUUCCUAGCAGAUUCUAUGAUAACUUCUAAGAAGUUCUCGAUUACCACUACUCGUAAACUUAUUAAUGCGAUAGGUCAGUAUGGUCCAGCUAUCGCUCUAAUCCUAGCAUCGUACACCGGUUGCAAUCAAUACCUUACGGUAGGCUUAUUAACCAUCGGUAUGGGUUUGAACGGAGCUAUAUAUUCGGGCUUCAAAGUCAACCAUCUCGAUAUAUCGCCCAGAUUCGCCGGAAUUCUCAUGAGCUUUACCAACUGUAUGGCCAACUUUUCAGGAUUAGUUGCGCCCCCUGUUGCCGGUUUCAUUAUAAAUAAACGGCCUACUCAAGCGGCUUGGCGAAUGGUGUUCUUCAUCGCGGCCGGCGUUUAUGUCAUAGGUGCCACAAUUUACCUGAUAUUCGCAUCCGGUGUUCGACAACCGUGGGACGAUAAUCGACUGAUAAAUCAAAGUAAAACUAGAAGAAAACCAGAAAAUGGUUCGGCCGUCGAGAACGGUACCACGAACGGGCCAAAGAACGUAUACGGUGUUACGAACGGUAUUUUCGAUGAAAACGCCAAGCAUUGAAUGUACAAGUGAUGGUCUUUUUUUUAGCGAUGUGCAAAGGCCUAAUUUUUUUACGCAUUGAGGCCGAGUUUUUUUUAUGUUUUGUAAAUUCUUCUCUUCUUUUUUUCUUUGUCUUGUUUUAUCGAUUCGAACAUUUUCUUUUUUUUUUAGAGGCUAGGGUAACUGAUUCAGUUUGUAAAGUUGGUGUCAUAUUCAAGGAUUUUCAUCAACUUUCGAAAAAUAUGAUCUCGAGCGUUAUUCUAGUUUUGAAAGUGAAAUAUUCUCUGUAAUAGCAAAAGUUUUCUGCAAACUUUGCAAGCAGAUGUAACUCGUAUAAAAAAUCGACUCCCAGUUCGUUACACGUAGAAGUAUAUUUUUUUUGUCUAAACUGACGUAGGUAUCUAGUUUACUUUUGAGAUUUUAUUUUGAAAAAAAAGAACAUAACUUAAAUAGAUUGAAAAAAAAACAUGAAGUGAUAUACCUAUUUGAAUUAUUUUUAUCUAUUCUUAUCUAUUUUACUUAAAUAAAUGCUGAUUCAAUUAAGCUAAAAUAAAAGUAGGACACGUAUAGGUGUAUUUCUGCAAUCUGGUGUUUGCUUUUUUCAUCAUCUGCCACACCGGCUUGCAUUUUUUUAUUAUAAUUAUCUUAAUUCACGAAAUAAGAAAUGAUUCAAAAUGUAGAAUAAAAUUCAACAAAAACUUUAAAACUAAUUUUAACGAUGGCAAAAUAUUACAAACUGGAUCGGUCAUCUUAUUACAAAGUCGAACAAAAAAAAUUCUAUUAGAAUUGUUUUACUUAUUACAUAAUCUGCAUAUUUUAUUGUUUUUACUUUACGAGUAACUUGAAAUGUGUAAUUUUAAAUUUUAAUAUUGUCCCAGUACCCUGAUAAAUAAAUAAAAUAGUUUUGCAUCGAAGGUUGUAUAUGCUCGGCGCACACUAGGCGCAUGUAUCCGGUCAAGUCUUCCAUUAGCAUAUAAGAGAUGUAGUAGCCUAUAACUCGAACUCAAAAUAUAGUAUCAGUCCCUCUUUACCUCAAUCCCAUAUUAAUUAAUGCUAAGAAAAAAUUCACUUACCUUUGUGUGUAUACUAUUUUUGACAAUAAAUUUUUCAUUAUGUAAAAUACCUAUCUAUGGACGACGAUUGUUUUUCAUAUCGGGUAAGUAGGUAUUAAAAACUUCGGAGAUUAGGACUCGAAGUGUGAUAUCGUUGUUAAUUUUUUUUUCUUCUUGUGUUGUUUUUUAAUGUAAAAUUUAUUUAAUCUUGAAACGAUUAUUAGAGUUUUCAUUGUGUAUCGAGAGCAUCACUGUGAGCUUAUUCGAAUAAAAAUUUCCCAUCGUCUCGUCACAUAUACUUGAUUCAAAUUUUUUUUAUUACGUUAAAGUAUUAUCGAAUGAGCAAAAAUGACGUUACAACUUACAAUUCGACGUAUUUUUUUUUCAUUUUUUCCUCUCCUACAUCUACGUUAGAGAAACGUACCUACCUAUGAAACAGAGAUGUUAAUGUAGUAAUUUAUUUCCUUUUUUGUAUUAUUUAUUGAAAUUGUUUUUCUUCUCUUUUUUUCAUUUUGUAUUUUUGAAUAAAUUUUGCUCAGUUGAA
This is a messenger RNA of Planococcus citri (citrus mealybug), 3552 nucleotides long. It is a transcript of the gene Picot, whose product is annotated as putative inorganic phosphate cotransporter protein picot. The record is from RefSeq and is a predicted model, not a curated record. NCBI's taxonomy places the organism in Eukaryota, Metazoa, Arthropoda, Insecta, Hemiptera, Pseudococcidae. Gene Ontology annotation, molecular function: transmembrane transporter activity. The transcript has 9 exons. Gene Ontology annotation, cellular component: membrane. Gene Ontology annotation, biological process: monoatomic anion transport; transmembrane transport. Bases 334 to 1977 code for a protein of 547 amino acids.